This is a messenger RNA of Cynocephalus volans (Philippine flying lemur), 1134 nucleotides long. RefSeq names its product RIB43A domain with coiled-coils 2 (gene RIBC2). The transcript is spliced from 7 exons. Bases 1 to 1134 code for a protein of 377 amino acids. NCBI's taxonomy places the organism in Eukaryota, Metazoa, Chordata, Mammalia, Dermoptera, Cynocephalidae. The record is from RefSeq and is a predicted model, not a curated record.
AUGGAGGUGGCCCUGCCCAGGGACCUGGAGCGGCACGCUAGCCUGGCCAAGAGGAGACACGCGGAGGUGUGCAGGCAGCGACGGAUCUUCAACGCCAGGAACAGGAUCGUCGGGGGAGACACAGGAGCCUGGGAUGUUCAAGUUCAUGACCAGAAGAUAAAAGAAGCAACUGAAAAAGCUAGACAUGAAACCUUUGCUGCUGAAAUGAGACAAAAUGACAAAAUCAUGUGCGUAUUAGAAGACCGGAAAAGGAGAGAUAGGAAAAAUCUCUGUAGAGUUAUCAAUGACUUCCAACAGAGCUUUCAGAAGCCAGAAACUCGCCGUGAAUUUGAUCUAUCUGACCCCCUAGUCCUUAAGAAAGAUCUUCCAGCCCGGCAGUCAGAUAAUGAUAUUCGGAAUACAAUAUCGGGAAUGCAGAAAUUCAUGGGGGAGGAUUUAAACUUCCAUGAGAGAAAGAAAUUCCAAGAGGAACAAAACAGAGAAUGGUCCUUGCAACAGCAAAGGGAAUGGAAGAAUGCUCGUAUUGACCAAAACCGUGCAGAGGACUUCUACACAGAGACAAGGCUGCAGUUUGAUGAAACAGCCAGGCACCUACAGAAGCUGGAAAGCGCCACCAGAAAGGCAGUUUGUGCAGCUGUGAAAGAGUUCAACAAGAACCAGGCCAUGGAGGCAGCAGAAAAAAAAAAGCGAGAGAGAAAACAAGAACAAGAGGACAACCUGGCCGAGAUCUCCAACCUGCUGCGUGGGGACCUGCUCUCUGAGAACCCACAGCAGGCAGCCAGCUCCUUCGGGCCCCACCGCGUGGUCCCUGACCGCUGGAAGGGCAUGACCCAGGAGCAGCUGGAGCAGAUCCGCCUUGUUCAGAAGCAGCAAGUCCAGGAAAAGCUGAGGCUCCAGGAAGAAGAGCGCCAGCGAGACAUGGACUGGGACCAGCGGAGGAUUCAGAGUGCUCGCGCCACCUUGCUGUUUGAGCGGCAGCAGCAGCGCUGGCAGCGUGACCUGCACAGGGCUCUGGACAGCAGCAACCUCAGCCUGGCCAAGGAGCAGCAGCUGCAGAAAAAAUAUAUGAAUGAGGUCUAUGCAAAUCAACCCACAGAAGACUAUUUCACACAAUUUAAUACAAGAAGUCGGUAA